UGGCGAAAGCCAACAUGGCCGUUCGGAGUCAGUGACUCCCAAAUAAACAGCGGGUGUCCGGCGCUUCCCUCCGCAGACCGGGUGUGCCAGCAGCCGGGGCUGUCCCUGUGGGUCCCCUUCCAGAACGCCGCCACCGCCGUCACCAACCUCUACAAAGAAAGUGUGGAUACCCAUCAGCGAAGUUUUGAUGUAGGAAUUCAAAUUGGCUAUCAGCGUCGCAAUAAGGAUGUGUUAGCUUGGGUUAAAAAACGCAGAAGAACUAUUCGUAGAGAAGACUUGAUCAGCUUCCUAUGUGGAAAAGUUCCUCCUCCAAGAAACUCUAGAGCUCCCCCAAGACUGACUGUAGUAUCCCCUAACCGAGCUACUUCAACAGAAACUAGCUCAUCUGUAGAGACUGAUUUGCAGCCUUUCCGUGAAGCCAUAGCUCUGCAUGGUCUUAGUGGUGCAAUGGCUAGUAUCAGCGUUCGUUCGAGUACCCCAGGCUCUCCCACUCACGUAAGCAGUGGCUCCAACGCUAGUCGAAGGAGAAAUGGACUCCAUGAUGUUGAUUUGAACACUUUCAUAUCAGAAGAAAUGGCACUCCACUUGGACAAUGGUGGAACUAGAAAGCGUACCUCAGCCCAGUGUGGCGAUGUCAUUACAGACUCCCCAACUCAUAAACGCAACAGAAUGAUCUAAACUGCAAAAAUUUCAAACCCACCAUGCUGCUUGAAAGCCACUUGAUCCUCAGAGUACUAUUGAAAAGGAAACAUGAGGCCAUCUUCCCAUAUUCACUGUUUAAGACAAGUGAAUUCAAUAAUUGCCAUAAAGGAAGUUUUAGGUAUUACAGUAGAUGCCUCUUGUAACUGCGGCUUUCUUAAACUAUAUUCUUAGCAGAGGACAUCAGAUAUUGUGUAGUAGUUAGCAAGAUCAUCAUAGGCGAACAUGUAUCCGUUCCAAGGCUAAAAGUGACCUUACUUGUAUUCUUAAAGGGAAAGGAAAUAUCAGAUGUUUAUUUGGUUAUAGAAUGCUUUUUUGUCCUUUAUUUCCUGCUGUGUUGAGUAUUUUGCUUAAACAGUAUUGCCAGUUUGACUGAAAUUGUCUAAAACAUGACUUGGCAUCUUUGUCAAAACUGCAGGCUUCCAUUUUCACAGCACUGUACCAUGCACCUAGUUUCUAUAUAGUAACAGUGUGCAAGUUAAAUAUUGGACUGUACCCUUUUUAGUUUUAAAAGCAGUUUGAUAAUUCUGGUGAUUGUGUGAUGAUGUAAAGAGGUGCUAUGAUGGUCAUGCAAUUAAUACUUAACAUUGAAUCAAUACAAGGAUCUUUAUUGGAUUCACUUUGUGUGUUUUUAGUGCUCUGAAGUAGCAAUAUUAAACUUUUCCCCAAUUAAAUUCAUAGGCUUUUAAAUUUUCAGUUAAAAACAUAUAUGUAUUGGUAUUAUCCUUGUGGUAAACACAAACAGUGCAGACUACCAGGGCUGACCUACAUUUAGAGAAAGAUGUCCAGUAAUUGGAGAGUAGGCUUUUUUUGUUCAGUAUUAGUGAAGGGUAGAUAUUGUGUACAAACGUAUCCCACUUUACAUUUCUUGUGAAGUAAAUGCCUGUAUUCAGGGAAAGGUGGGAGGAGAGGGAAUGGGGAACAGUUAGAAAAGGGUUGUGUUCGAUCUGCUGACAAACCAGGCUUUUGGCCGCUCGUGGAAACUAUCUGGACUCAUUUUAAACCUUCUCUUGACACAUCUUCGGAAUGGGAUGACACACCAAGCUCUCAGAAAACAAUUUAACACUGGAAGUUUUAAUUCUGAAAAAAAAUUCUGGAUAAACAUUAUCAUAUGGAUUAAUUUGAAAGGGAAAAGGUGGCUUCCAUAUAUGUUCAACUGAAUCUACUGGUGAAUACCUGCUGUAGUUCUAAGGAGACAUGAACUUUGAACUCAACCAAGGCUGAUUCUCUAAAAAUCUUACAGUUUAGUUCUAGGUGCAAAUAUUUAUAUUAAAGAACAGCUUCCAAGUCUAUGCCUUUUCUACCAUUAGAAACAGUUUGUCUUUUGAAGAACUGUUGUCUAGGUCCUCAACUUCUGUUUGAGGCAGUUGGAGUGUUUUGAACUAGGUACCCCAUGCACACUAUUGUGAAACACAAACACUAUUCAAGUUUUUUGGGGUGUUUGGUUGCAACUAAAUAGGUAAACUAGGUGGAUGAAGCUGAAAUAUGUUAGAACCAUCAUAUUAAAUUAAUAGUAAUAAAAAAAGCCCCCUCAGUCUCCUGUCUAAGCUUUGGAUAAUCUUGAGAUUCUUUCUUAUACAGUUUGGCCACGGGUUAUAACUGUACAUCUUAGCCUUUUAAAUAGUUUUUCAGGAAAUCUGGCUUGUAGAUUGUCUCCAGUUUCUCUUUUCCAAUCAGCUGAGGCCUGAGUCAAGACUGUUUUCAACUUCCGAUCACCAUAUAGAUUCCAUGGCAUUAAAAGUUCACCAUCAAGGGCAAGGCAAGGUGAGGUUGUGCUAUGCUAGAUUCCUUCCCCCUCCCUCCGCAAAAAAACAAAACAAACUUCCCCCUUCCCCCCCAAAAAUUUGAGGCUGUCCUCAUAUAUGAAGGGGCAUGAUUUCUUUGCUUUGUAGAGCUUCCAUUUCAUAUUUCUAGUAUCUAAAACUUCAGGAGUUUUCAAACCAUUGCAUCAUAAUAUGGCUGGAAGUGUACAGUUAAUGGGAUAAUUACAAUUUUCAAAAUGUUCAUGAAACUUGUGUUGCAUAGCCUAGAAAACAUACCACCUAAAGACUGCCAAUGUAUGUACAAUUAAGUUACUACUACUACUACUGUUGACCUAAAACUAUAGGGCUUUGCGUGAUACUUUGAAAUUCUUACGUAAGUAUAGAAGUAGCUUCCAUUCUAUGAGACUUUGCAUUUUUCAAGCCAAACAGAGAUGUAAGAUAGGAUCUAUGAGAUGUAAACAUUUUUUAAUUCUGUAAAAUGAUCUAAUUUUAAAGAUGCAAGCAGAGGGAUUUCUGACCUGAGAAAUGGAAAUUGCAAGUGGGUGUCAUGAAAAACCUUGAAUGGACAAUGUGCCACUUAGUGAUGAAAACGUUCUUCAGUCCCCUUCCACUUAUUAGUUGAAAUAGUUCAUACUUGUACAAAUAAACUAAUUUAGGAGAUCUUUUGUUUCUAUAAAUCUUUGAUGCUGAACAUUGGGAUUUCUUGAUGUGAUACACUUACUACGUGUAGUAGUACUAAUAUCAGAGCUCCAAAUCGCACUGUGGAAAGUACUGGGUUAAAUGUGACUUACACUUAGACUCUAUCACCAUUAUAACUACGUGCACAGAGCCUGAUCUGUUUUCAAUAAAUGCCUCUGUUUUAAAAUUAAUGCUUUCAAGCUUUGCAUUCAGUCUAGUACCAUUUAAACUAAAUUUGUCAAGCUCUUUGAUUAAUUUGUGCCAUUAUCUUUGGUAAGAGAAAGCAGACUUUAAUAUCUAACUGGUUGCAUUAAUGUUUUUGCUUGUGACUUAACACUUUUGGCAACUUAAUUUUACCAUUUUACAUUUUGGUUUUUCAUUUAGCCCCAAGUAUUACUUGCUCUUUAAAUGUUAAUCCCUGCCAAAAAUGACGUACAAUGCAUGUAUUCAUCUGAUAAACGGAAGGAGAGCAAGAUUGUCUCUUUAAAAAAUAAAUAAACAAACAUGAAGUCCAGUA
This is a messenger RNA of Alligator sinensis (Chinese alligator), 3657 nucleotides long. It is a transcript of the gene HAPSTR1, whose product is annotated as chromosome unknown C16orf72 homolog. The record is from RefSeq and is a predicted model, not a curated record. The annotation marks the transcript as partial. Lineage: Eukaryota; Metazoa; Chordata; Crocodylia; Alligatoridae. The transcript is spliced from 3 exons.